Molecule: messenger RNA, 2243 nt
Organism: Choloepus didactylus (southern two-toed sloth)
Lineage: Eukaryota; Metazoa; Chordata; Mammalia; Pilosa; Megalonychidae
Product: transmembrane and coiled-coil domains protein 1
Exons: 4
Coding region: 129-2081 (650 amino acids)
Biological process (GO): endosomal transport; endosome fission; membrane fission
Cellular component (GO): endomembrane system
Source: RefSeq, a predicted model, not a curated record
GCAUGAAGCCUCCGUCUCAACAGCUGCAUGUGUAGUCAUUGUUGAAGUGAAGCAAAUGCCUACCUAAUUUGACAGUUUUGGUGUGUUUAAUCAUUUUGAGUUUGCAAGUGAGCAUAUUAAGUCUACUGAUGGAGCCUUCGGGCAGUGAACAGUUAUAUGAGGACCCUGAUCCUGGAGGCAGACCCCAAGAUGCAGAGGCCAGAAAGCAGACAGAAUCUGAACAAAAAUUGUCUAAAAUGACCCACAAUGCUUUGGAGAACAUUAAUGUGAUUGGCCAAGGCCUGAAGCAUCUCUUCCAGCACCAGCGCAGGAGGUCAUCAGUGUCUCCACAUGAUGUGCAGCAAAUUCAGGCAGAGCCAGAACCUGAAAUGGAUUUGGAGAGCCAGAACACAUGUGCUGAGAUUGACGGUGUCUCCACCCACCCCACAGCUCUGAAUCGAGUUCUGCAGCAGAUCAGAGUGCCACCCAAGAUGAAGAGAGGGACGAGCUUGCAUAGUAGGCGGGGCAAGCCAGAAGCCCCAAAGGGAAGUCCCCAAAUCAACAGGAGAUCUGGCCAGGAGAUGGCAGCUGUUAUGCAGUCAGGUCGGCCCAGGUCUUCAUCCACGACAGAUGCUCCUAGCAGCUCAGCUGUGAUAGAAAUAGCUUGUGCUGCUGCUGCUGCAUGUCUACCAGGAGAGGAGGCAACUGCAGAGCGGAUCGAGCGGUUGGAAGUAAGCAGCCUUGCCCACACUUCCAGUGCAGUGGCCUCUAGCACUGAUGGCAGCAUCCACACGGACUCUGUGGAUGGAACUCCAGACCCUCAGCGUACAAAGGCUGCCAUUGCUCACCUACAGCAGAAGAUCCUGAAGCUCACAGAACAGAUCAAGAUUGCCCAGACAGCUCGGGAUGACAACGUUGCCGAGUACUUGAAGCUUGCCAACAGUGCAGACAAGCAGCAGGCAGCCCGCAUCAAGCAGGUCUUUGAGAAGAAGAACCAGAAAUCCUCCCAAACCAUCCUCCAGCUACAAAAGAAGCUUGAGCACUAUCACCGGAAGCUCCGGGAGGUAGAGCAGAAUGGGAUCCCGCGGCAGCCAAAGGAUGUCUUCAGGGACAUGCACCAAGGUCUGAAGGAUGUGGGAGCAAAGGUGACUGGCUUCAGUGAGGGUGUGGUGGACAGUGUCAAGGGUGGACUCUCCAGUUUCUCCCAGGCCACCCAUUCAGCAGCAGGGGCUGUAGUCUCAAAGCCCAGAGAGAUCGCCUCAUUGAUUCGGAAUAAAUUUGGCAGUGCAGACAACAUCUCUAAUCUGAAGGACUCUUUAGAGGAAGGGCAAGUGGAGGAUGGGGGGAAGACUUUGGGGGUGAUUUCAAACUUUCAGUCAAGUCCAAAAUAUGGUAGUGAGGAAGAUUGUUCUAGUGCCACAUCAGGCUCAGUGGGAGCCAACAGCACGACUGGGGGCAUUGCUGUAGGAGCAUCCAGCUCCAAAACAAACACCCUGGACAUGCAGAGCUCAGGAUUUGAUGCACUACUACAUGAAAUCCAGGAAAUCCGGGAAACCCAGGCCAGACUAGAGGAAUCCUUUGAGACCCUCAAGGAACAUUAUCAGAGGGACUAUUCCUUAAUUAUGCAGACCUUACAGGAGGAGCGAUAUAGGUGUGAACGAUUAGAAGAACAACUUAAUGAUUUAACAGAACUCCACCAGAAUGAAAUCUUGAACUUGAAGCAAGAAUUGGCCAGCAUGGAAGAGAAGAUUGCAUAUCAGUCCUAUGAACGGGCCCGGGACAUCCAGGAGGCCCUGGAGGCAUGCCAGACCCGCAUCUCUAAGAUGGAACUACAGCAGCAGCAGCAGCAGGUGGUGCAGCUGGAAGGGCUAGAGAAUGCCACUGCCCGGAACCUUCUGGGCAAACUCAUCAACAUCCUUCUGGCCGUCAUGGCGGUCCUUUUGGUCUUUGUCUCCACGGUGGCCAACUGCGUGGUUCCCCUCAUGAAGACUCGCAACAGGACGUUCAGCACUUUAUUCCUCGUGGUUUUCAUUGCCUUUCUCUGGAAGCACUGGGAUGCCCUCUUUAGCUAUGUGGAACGUUUCUUUUCAUCCCCCAGAUGAUGCUGGCACAAGAAGGCAGCUGCAACCCUACCCUCUGGCGAGUGCAUGCAGCGAAGAAUUAGACAGCAACUUACCUACUCUGAAGUUUUCUACAACAACGAAAGAGUUGAGUGAAUCUGUUUACAUUUAGAAUAAUGUUUUUUUUUCUUCAAGAGACGCAAU